Molecule: messenger RNA, 1341 nt
Organism: Symsagittifera roscoffensis
Lineage: Eukaryota; Metazoa; Xenacoelomorpha; Acoela; Convolutidae
Exons: 7
Coding region: 216-1298 (360 amino acids)
Molecular function (GO): oxidoreductase activity
Source: RefSeq, a predicted model, not a curated record
AGUCUCUUAAAUGGAGUUAAAAUGCUCUUUCGUACUGGAAAAUUUGCAUUCUGUACUUCUAUAAAUUUAUAUGUUAAUGGGUUUAUCAGACGAACGCACCCGAUUUUAAUCAAAUCUAAGAGAUAUCAAUUUAGAAGCAUUAUUUACUCGAUUUAAAUCGCCCUUUUGUAAUCUGUCGACAGAUCAUUCAUUCUGUUCAACGUGAUAUCUUUAGUAUGAAGCUAACUGGUUCUUUGAAAAAUUUGCCCAAACUUCUACGCCCUGAGUUCAUACCUCAAUUUGUCCGCGAAACAAGUUAUGUGGAACAUCUCGAACCAGAGGAGUAUACUAUUGAUUGCAGCAGGUACCAGAGAAACCUCGCAUCGAACAAUGCGUUGAAAGCCAAAGUUACAGACAGGUUCAGAAGAGUGGGUUUCGUGUACUUGGUUAACACAGGUACCACUGACCCAUCUACUCUGCUUGCCCCCUUCAAACACAUCCUAGGAGUGGGAAACAAGUACGAUGGGGGAGCGAAUCCAAGAGACUACAUUGACCAGGAUGUCUACAACACUGGGGCUAUUCCUCAGCAAACUCUGCACUACCACCACGAGAUGCAGUACCUGCACGAGUCCAUCAGGUCCAUCGCCUUCUUCUGUCUGGGUAUGAGUGAGGGAGUGGACGGAUCCACCUACUUCUCAAACAACAUAGGCUAUACCAGAGACAUGGAGAGACGCCACAUCGGACAGAAGAUUAUCCAGAAGGGCACCUGUAUUGUGAGACGCUGGACUGAUCGGAACUAUUUCAAAGACAGACCUCUGGUCAACUACUACAACCACUGGCAGCAGUCCUUCCUCACCGAACAUAGGAAAGAGGUUGAGAUGAAACUCAACAAAUUUAACGUGAAAGAGAUAUCGUGGGAUCCUGAGACAGGGUUGUUGGAGGGCAAGUUCUACCCACCAGUGUACGAGUACUGUCCACAUAUAGACAGGAAUCUGCUCUACUCUACCAUAUCAGACCACGCCAUCUGGUUCGACACUGACGUCAAUAUCAGUGACAUACCUGACAACGACAGACCGCAUGUGAUGUACCUGGGAGACGGGAGUGAGUUUACUAAGGAGGAAGUGAUGGAAUGCAUUGAAGUGGCAGACAACCACGGACUGAAGAUCAACUGGAAGCCAGGGGAGGCUGCGCUGGCUUGCAACUACCGGUUCAUGCAUGGAAGAGCCGGAGUCAGCUUGAAACCCGGGCAGGAGCGGAAACUCGGAGUAACACUGGGAGAGAAGUUCGAACGAAUGGGGCCGCUUCCCGGAAAAUAUUAGGAAAAAGAGGACUGAAUCAGGGCUCUCAAAUCAGAGCUAUUUG